AUGUGUUGCAAUGAAGUGACAUUGUUCCACGUACGUAACUGUAUUUAUCAUACGGCUCCAGCAACACGAGUUUGUAAUCGUCCGACUCUUGCACAAAUGGCAGUGUACAAGCCAGGCCACAAAAACAAGAUAUGAACAUUAAAGGUUUCGUAAGAAUUAAUCUCUCAUUUUCCACGGAACACGUCAUACUUUUCUUUCGCGUGUGUGCAUUUACCUAGCUACGUGUGUAUUUUAGACGUUUCGCCAAAGCGCAAAUGGGGGGCGGGGCAGCUGCGGUGCUGAUUAUAAAUAUAAAUUGUUGGUGAAAUGCAACACACUUGAUGUUCAAAACAGCAGCAGUGAAACUCCGUCUAUGGCAAAUGUGGCAAUGGAGGUGACGGGGUCACACGCUCACUAAAAAAAACACCCCACGCAGGGUCGCGCGCUCCCUAUUCUCAACUUGUCGUCUCUCGUCGCCACCGCGGCUCGCUUCUUAAGAGCCUAACGAAGAGAGGGGAACUGUUUACAAGUCGGAGCCGAGGCAUCUUAGGCAUGAAGAAGGUUUGCCGUCUGCUGGGCUGGCUGGCGUGGAGUUUCGCCCCACUCGUCCUCAUCGCGGAUGGACAUGCCAUGAGGAAACGCUCGGCAGAGAUUCCCCGGGGGACCACCGAAGACCUGAAGAAGAUUUUCGUUGGCAGAUGCUACGAUUACAUUCGUGUUAUUAAUCCUGCCCUACGGGACAAGAACUGUGAGCAGAUGUGGGAAGCAUUCUACAAUGGAUUCGUCGGCAAACAGCCAUGCGAGGUCACCAUGGACAGCUACAACCAGUUUGUUGCGCUGGCAAGCCAUCCUUUGCCAAAAGACAAGGAAAUUUUCUGGAGCGGGACAAAUGCAUUGGUGCACAAGUAUUCAGGGGCGAGGCUGUUAACGCUCGAGGAUUCCCUGGCUGGUUACAUCGCAAACAACCUCAACUGGUGCCCAAUCGCUGGCAAUCCAGAUCUGGAUUACACUUCCUGCCCUGGCUAUUCGGAGUGUGACAAUAAUGCUGUCAAAUCUUUCUGGAUGAUGGCCUCCAAAUCGUUUGCGCAGAAUGUUCGUGGAGUUGUUAGAGUGAUGCUUAACGGAUCCAGGGAGGGUGGUGCAUUCUAUUCAGGAAGUAUCUUUGGAACGAUUGAGCUGCCAAAUCUCCCGAAAGACAACGUCUCUGAAAUCCAUCUUUGGAUUAUUGAUACAUUGAAUGGACCUGAUAGGGAGUCAUGUGGUGUUGGCUCUGUGGCUCAUCUGGAAGCUCGCCUAAAGGAACAUGGAUUCAAGUACAGCUGUUAUGAUAACUGCAAAUCUGUGCUCCAUAUGCAGUGCGUGGAUCUGCCCAACAUUCCCAUCUGCCAAUUUGCAAACAACGACUCCUCGCCGGGUAACUCGGCCACCAUGCUGUCUUCACCGCUGAACGCACUCGUGGCGCGUAUCCGCCGCCUUGUGGUGCCCAUGUAAGGCGGUGGCGAGGAUGGAAAGCUGCCACAAAUGUUGGCUUUGGUUGAUUACACCAGGCACGAGUCAUUUAAAGUUCUGGAGGAGAUUGAUGAAAGAACAAAAAACAACCAAGUUCAUGUGCAGGUGAUGGGUGGAUUAUUACAUCGCAAGGUCGUGGGAGGUUGUGACUGCCUAGGGAGGCCUACAUCCAGCAUCAUCACAAUCCAUGGGCAGAUAGCCCGUAGAUGUCUACUCCACAUUUCGUCAUUUGUUUCCACUUCUGUCUUGUGCCAAUAUGUUCAAGUAGUGCUACAUCUUCAUCCAGCAGGGUAGUGCUUUUAGUGCAAUUUACGAGUGGUACUGUGUCAGGCCUGCUUUGCUUUCAUCCAUUUCCCUUCAACUGCCAUCCCUCAGUCAAUUAAGACAUAUUUUGGAGUUGCUCAUGUAUUAGAUGAUUGGUUCUUAACCUGGGGUGCAUGCACCCCCUGAGGGGUGCACGAUGCAGGCUGCAGUGAAGGUUAAGGACUACUGUAUUAUAUGAAAAGCAGAGACUUAAUGUGUACUUUAAUAAACGCAACAUUUAGGUGUAUUAGAGGGAGUUCGUUUUUAUAACCGUAUGCUCUAAUCACAUGGCAGAAUGGAGGGCAACUUAAACUGCAUUUAUUUAUUAUCCCCUCUUUGUGGCAACUGGCAAAUCUGGCAAACAAAGGUGGAACGCCCAUGACAGUAUUGAAUAAAGCAUCACUUUUUGUUGUCCAAUUAAACAUUCCAUUGCAAAGUGUUACCCAAAUAUCAUGCAGUUUAGCAAUGGAAGCAAUCGAUAACACAUUACAGCACAAAUGAAUACAUCUAAUGCUCGGCUGUUGAUAAUGUAAUCCUUUGCAAUGAGUGUAUGAUAACCUAUUCAAUGCAAUGUGAUAAUCUCUAUGUCAUUGUAGUAUUUUCAUGAUACUCUGGUAAUUAUUGUGAGAUUCGGCUGUCAAGGGGCUGGAGUGUAGCCAUGUUGAUGUGAUUUGACGGUGUUUUUCUGGUGUCCAUGCUCUUGUUGAUAUAACACUUGUUUUUCUCUAUGGGUUGAAAUAAAAGCUGAUAACUUAA
This is a messenger RNA of Lethenteron reissneri (Far Eastern brook lamprey), 2547 nucleotides long. Its product is annotated as ADP-ribosyl cyclase/cyclic ADP-ribose hydrolase 2-like. Gene Ontology annotation, molecular function: phosphorus-oxygen lyase activity; NAD+ nucleosidase activity, cyclic ADP-ribose generating. NCBI's taxonomy places the organism in Eukaryota, Metazoa, Chordata, Hyperoartia, Petromyzontiformes, Petromyzontidae. Gene Ontology annotation, biological process: positive regulation of B cell proliferation. The record is from RefSeq and is a predicted model, not a curated record. Gene Ontology annotation, cellular component: plasma membrane.